Daucus carota subsp. sativus is the source of this 2418-nucleotide messenger RNA. Its product is annotated as protein trichome birefringence-like 2. The record is from RefSeq and is a predicted model, not a curated record. NCBI's taxonomy places the organism in Eukaryota, Viridiplantae, Streptophyta, Magnoliopsida, Apiales, Apiaceae. The transcript is spliced from 5 exons. Gene Ontology annotation, molecular function: O-acetyltransferase activity. Bases 299 to 2125 code for a protein of 608 amino acids. Gene Ontology annotation, cellular component: Golgi apparatus.
ACCACAUUGACAGCCAUAGAAACACUUUGAAAGCACUAAACAAAAAGUAAAAAACUCACACUUUUUAGUUCUCUCCGCCUUGUUCUUGUUUUACCCUUCUGUUUUUUCUCAAAAAACCUCUCCUUUACACACACAUAACUUGCAAGCAUUCACAGUUAUCUUGUUUCACUGUGUGACUGUGUGUAACUUAAAGAAUAAAUAUAUAUAAAUAUGUGUGUGAGUGUGUGUGUGUGUCUGUAAUGUGUUGAUUCUUUACUUUUGGUGAAGAGGGUAUGCUAAACUGUGAUUGGGUUUAAAGAUGGACUUGAAGAAAGUUGGAUUUCCAGACCAUUUUGCAUCAGUUAAAAGAAAGGUAGUUUCUGGGUUUGGUUUAGGGCUUGUUGUGUCACUCAUCUUUUUGAGUGUGUUUGUGUUCAAUAGUUCUUUCAAGACUCCUUUUUUUAACCCAAUUUUUCAAGGGUUGAAUACUUUUGGUUCUAAUUCUUCUUCUGUUACUCUUUCUUGGCCCUUCUCAUCUUCUUCUGCUUAUUCCAAGAUUGUUAAUGAUACUGCUGUAACUCAUGCUAAUGGUACUGUGGCCAAGUUGCCUGAUUCUUUAAAGACCCCUGUGGCUAAUGUUUCUCAAGUUGGUUUGAAUGGGACUUUUGUUAGUGAUAGUGGAAAAGGAGGUGAUUUGGAGGGUGCCCAUGUGGGGAAUUCUUCUGAUUUGGUUAAAGAUGAGACUUUUGGUGGUGAUGGGAAUGUGAUUGUUGAGAAAAGUAUUGAGGGGAAGGUGAGUGGGAGCUUAGUUGGUGAAUCUGUUGGUUUAGGGGAUGAUUUGAGUUCCGGUAAUGGAAGUAGUUCGGUUAGUGGUGGUGAAUCUGUUGGUUCUGGAGAGGGUUUGAGUUCUAGUAAUGGGACAAAUUUGAUAAGUGGUGUUGGAGAGAUUAGUAAUUUGACACACAAUGGAGAGAAUGGUGCAUCACUUUCUAGUCCUGAGGUGAUGAAUCCUGUAACUACGUCCGAGAAAGUUAAUGCUACCAUUUCUUCCAACCGUUCCCAGAGUGUGGAAGUAAAGAAGACAUCUUUGGAUAAAUGUGAUAUAUUUGAUGGAAGAUGGGUGAGAGAUGACACAAAGCCGUAUUAUCCUGCAGGUUCUUGCCCUCAUAUUGAUAGGGAUUUUGACUGUUAUCUUAACAAGAGGCCAGAUAGCGAGUUUGUGAAAUGGAGAUGGCAGCCAAACGGUUGUGAUAUCCCAAGCUUAAAUGCAACUGACUUCUUAGAAAGAAUCAGAGGGAAGAAACUGGUCUUUGUUGGAGACUCUUUAAAUAGGAAUAUGUGGGAAUCACUUGUUUGCAUACUACGACAUAGUGUGAAAAACAAGAAAAGGGUUUACGAGAUUUCUGGAAAAAAAGAAUUUAAGAAGAAAGGAUUUUAUGCAUUCAGAUUUGAGGACUAUGAUUGCACUGUGGAUUUUGUAAGUUCUCCAUUUCUUGUCAGAGAGUCGUAUUUCAAAGAAAAGAAUGUUUCUUUGGAGACACUAAGACUGGACCUAAUGGAUCGGACCACCUCAAUGUAUCGUGAUGCUGACUACUUGAUCUUCAAUACAGGGCAUUGGUGGACGCAUGAGAAAACCUCUAAAGGAGAAAAUUAUUACCAGGAAGGUAAUGUUGUGCACACAAGACUCAAGGUACUUGAUGCGUACACGAGGGCACUUAACACUUGGGCUAGAUGGGUUGAUAAAAACAUUGAUAAAGAGAGAACUCAGGUUUUCUUCAGGGGAUACUCAGUAACCCAUUUCAGGGGAGGCUACUGGAAUACAGGAGGUCAGUGUCAUCAAGAAACUGAACCAAUUUACGAAGACGUUCACCUUAUCAAAUAUCCUUCCAAGAUGAGGGCUCUAGAGUAUGUGAUUCAAGACAUGAAAACGCCAGUGGUAUACUUGAACAUUAGUAAGCUCACGGACUACAGAAAAGAUGCACAUCCUUCGAUUUACAGAAUGGAAUACAAGACUCAAGAGGAACAAAUUGCUGCAGUGCAUUCACAAGACUGCAGUCACUGGUGCUUACCUGGGGUACCGGAUACGUGGAAUGAAUUGUUAUAUGCUUCUCUCUUGAAAAUCGGGAAAGGGUCUUGGAAAAUCUAAAGAUUCAAGUUCAGAACAAGAGAUUGCCAAGCUUUUUGGAAGGUGCGGAGGUUUAGGUUGACACAGAUGAAAAAUGUACUAUAUAAUGUCUAGAUUAGUAGAACCGGAAUAUUCCCCUGUAAUAUGUUUUGAGAUUAAAUUAUCCAAUAUGAGGUUUUCCACCAGAAAUGAUUGUAACAUUAUUAAGCAUACCAGAUGUAUUGUAAAGUUGUAGCAUGUUACAAUGAAGUUACUUGUAGGGUGCAAUGAUGUUGGCUAUACUUUCUUUUCUAAAAGUAGGUGAUUAAACUUUA